GUCCUUUUCUUCCUUCUUUUAAGCUCCUUUGCUCCCAAAUACCUCAUUUGUUUUCUUCCCUAACAAUCAACUAUCUCUAAUGAUGAAGGACUUCCAUAAUCUCCUUUCAUUAAAAAAGGUGUAAAAUCUUUCCAAAAGCAAAAACAAUGGCAACAAGGACAAGGGACACUGCUCCUCCUGGAAAGGAGAAGAGAGGGACAUCUCCAUCUCCAAAGAGAAGCACCACCAACACAUCAAAGACAACCUCUCCGGUCCGAAAACAAGCUGAUCCAACAACUACCUUAAACAACAACAUUCCUAGUUACCUCAAACCAACAAUUACUCAAUCUAAGAAGUCUGCAUCCUCAAGUGACCUUCACAACAUUCAAAAUAAUAAUACUAAAUCUUCUCUUCUAACUCGAAGAAGAUCAUUCGAUAAUAAGCCUCCCCUGCCUUCUUCCUCACCAAAAACUCGAAUUUCCCCUAAUCCUAGGGAGAGAAUUCCUCGUUCAUCGUCAUCUUUAUCAGCCAAGACUUCUACUUCCCAGAAACCCCUUUUGGAUAAAUUCUCAAAAACUAGUAAGGAUGCCAUUGGGAAACAACGUGGCGCUGGCCUAAACUCUAAGCCAGUGACCAAAAGAAAGACGACCACAACCAUCAGGAAGCAUGACAGCACUAAUGGUUCAACUACAAAAGCAUCAGUAGUAACAAAUUCACAGGUCGAACAGUCAGAGACGGAAGAAGAUCAUCAAGAAUUAACGAUCCAUGAAACCGAAAAGGAAAUGAAUGUAAGUGAUGGCGAAAUGACUGCUAAUUCUGAUGCAGGGGAUAAUGAUUCGGGCGUGGAUGAUCAUGAAGAGAUUAAUGAAAAUGUAAACAAUGCGGAAUUGGAGGAAAUCAAGGAUGCAGCUGAAUCGUCAUCCAUAGUUGAGGAAAAUCAAGAAAUCAAAAUUGAAGAACCAGAAGAAAAUCCACAGGUUGAAGAACCAGAAGAAAUCAGCGAUGAGCCUAAUGAAACUUAUUCAGAGAAGGAAAAAGAAGAAGUUGUUAUAAAUGUAUCAUCCGAGGAGAAUCAAGAGUUGAAAGAGGAAGCUGCCAUAAUAGAAGAAACAGAAGCAGUACAACAACAAAAACUAUGUCUCAAUCCCAAGCAAGUUGAAGAAACUGAUGCCGUGCCAGAGAAAAAUACAACAGUGGCAUCAUCAAAACCUCAACAUCAAGUGGUGCAAGGCAAGAAUAACGAGUCAGUGGUUUCGAAUAACGUGAUCGAAGAGACUGCAAGCAAACUUAGGGAGCAAAGGAAGAACAAAGUAAGAGCACUGGCUGGUGCUUUUGAAACUGUCAUCUCCCUGCAAGAUAAAUGAGUAUUUCUCUUAGUAUUAAGUUUGUGAACCAGCCCCUCGUUGUACUAUGCUUAUAGUUUUCCAAAAGAACUUUAAAUUCUUUAAGUGGGAAUUGUAUUAUUUUCAUAAAUGAUGUGAAAAAGAGAUUAUUGUUAUGCUA
Nicotiana attenuata is the source of this 1482-nucleotide messenger RNA. Its product is annotated as microtubule-associated protein futsch-like. Gene Ontology annotation, molecular function: calmodulin binding. The coding region runs from base 147 to 1343 and encodes 398 amino acids. The record is from RefSeq and is a predicted model, not a curated record. Lineage: Eukaryota; Viridiplantae; Streptophyta; Magnoliopsida; Solanales; Solanaceae. The transcript has 2 exons.